Molecule: messenger RNA, 1722 nt
Organism: Lachancea fermentati
Lineage: Eukaryota; Fungi; Ascomycota; Saccharomycetes; Saccharomycetales; Saccharomycetaceae
Source: the annotation of a GenBank genome assembly
AUGUCUUCUCAAUCGGACGACUCCUCUGUAGGACCAACGUCUAUCCCGGAGGCUACAGAUAUAAUAUCGAAUUCCAGGGGUUCUAAAUCAAAUAAAUUAAGCGAUGAUCACGCAUUACCUGAGCCUAUAGAUUCUAUCGGAGAAAGCAAUCAAAACAUGCAUGUUGCACAAGUAAUCAGCGCCGAAACUGGCAAUGAGAAUUUGUCAAAAUACAAUGUGGAUUUCAAGCCAAGUUCAUCCAGCAAACAGCAUAUCUACAGUAUUCGUGAGUUACUACAAAUAUCAAAAGAUGUACCCGAGAAAUUGAGCAACUCUAUCUCUGGCUCCUUACCCAAAAAGAGCUUUUGGAGACUUUCCAGUAGGCACCCUGAUGGAAGCGGCGGAUCUAAUCACAAAACCAAUAAUUUUAGGAUUGCAGAACCCGGUUCUGAAAAGAAGGCGCAUAGAAGUCGUGGGUCUAGAAACGGUAGACGAGGAAGCAAGUUUUCCAAGGGUGAGAAGCAUUACGUGGAAGAGAAAGAUAUCAAAGUUAAUAAUGAUGAUCUACUGGCAUUGGAAGAAGAAAUCAAGCCUACAGGCAAUAGCAUUAGUGACUUUGAAAACUGGAAAGCGAAAAUGAAAGAACUCGAACGCAGAAAAAAGGGUCUUCCACCUCUUGAAAAGAAUGAAGCCUCUGAAAGGCCGCCACUAGACACUAAUAGAAGUUCUCUAUCGGACUUUUUUAAUUUGAAGAAAGAAAACAGUUCUAAUUUCGAAGAGCUUGAGUCAUCGGAUGGGCAUGUAGACACUCCAAAAGGUUCAUCGUCAAGGUUUUCAUCGUUUUUUAGUUCUGCUUCUUCUUCAACUCCCAACAUAGCUCAUUCAAGCAUAGCACAACCACCAACUCCCAAGGAAGAUGAGGCCCGCUCUGCUACAGGUUCCAGGGUUCUCUCGUUUUUCAACAAGCCAGAACAACGCCCUAUGCCCGAGCAGCAUCAAAACAAGGGACUCAACAGUGUUGCAUCCGACGCACGCUCCGAACCACAUGAAAAUAAGGUCUUUGUGAAAGAGCAAACGAACAACAAUUUUUUCCAAGGGUUACUUAAUAAGGGUAAGUCGACUGAUAGCAUACCCACCCAAAUGCAAGAACCUUUACAAUACUCUCGGCAGGGUCGUGACGCCCGCGAAUCCUCAAUCAACUCUAAUAUUCUUGGAAAAACAAAUGCUAUCAACAAUGCGGGCUCAACAGAAGGACCCCCUGGCCUCUCAAAGAUGCCUCCUAAUCCACAACGUGGAAAUUUAUCGUCAAACUUUCAAAUGGGUAUGCCAACCAAUAUGAUGCCACCCAUGGGGCAACCAAUGAAUAUGCCUCCUCCUGGAUACCCUCAUUUUCAAAUGCCACCUCCUGGAGUACACCUACCUCAACAAUUUUUUGGAGAUCGGCCUAAACAGCGAGUUGGUCAAGAUGGCAACGAUGGCAAUCCUGAAAAAAAUCAGAGAACUCAACAAAUGCAUGCUCAAUUUAUUUCAGGACCUCCUAAUAUCCCACCUCCUGGAUUUGCUCCAAUGCAAGGCCCCCCUCCUGGAAUUGCACACGACAUGCAAAUUCCUAUGAACGGCAUGAUGCCUCCACAUGGGUUUUUUCCACCACAAGGGCCCGGCUUUCCGCAGUUUGGUAACCCACAGAUGCCUUCUAAUGGAAUGCCUUUGCAAUCGCAUCGUAUGGCCCCACGAAGGGAAUGA